Messenger RNA from Macrosteles quadrilineatus (aster leafhopper), 1516 nucleotides. Its product is annotated as astacin-like. The transcript is spliced from 7 exons. The coding region runs from base 62 to 934 and encodes 290 amino acids. Gene Ontology annotation, molecular function: zinc ion binding; metalloendopeptidase activity. Gene Ontology annotation, biological process: proteolysis. The record is from RefSeq and is a predicted model, not a curated record. Lineage: Eukaryota; Metazoa; Arthropoda; Insecta; Hemiptera; Cicadellidae.
AUAAAAUAGCGGGUCCAAUUAAGGCAGUUCUUUUGGACUUUCAAGCUCAGCCUUGUCUAGAAUGGCGACAUUAUGGCACUUUCUGUAUUUUCUGUUGAUUGUGGCGCUGUCUCAGUCAGAGCUACAGCAGAACACAAUGAAUGAAAUAGACCAGUUUGGCGAAUCACAGAUGAGUUAUCUAAACAUAGGAAACCGAAUCAAUGACUACAAAUAUUAUGAACACGAGUAUAAACUGUGGCCUUUAGGAGUGGUGCCGUACACUUUUAAUGAAAAAGCAAACUUCAGUAUAUCAGACAAGAAAAUAAUUUUGGGUGCGAUGAGAAUAAUUGAGGAUGUACUAUUAUCUCGCAAGAUAUCAGACAGAUGGUGCCAAAUAAAGUUUGUGCCAAAAAAAAGUUACCACAAGGACUAUGUAGAGAUAUUCAACAAUGGUCCUGGAAAAUGUUUUUCUAAUAUGGGAUACGUAACAGGAAAACAGGUCCUCAGCCUUGGAGAAGGAUGUAUAGACACGGGUAACGUUAUUCAUGAACUAUGCCAUACUCUUGGAAUGGUCCACGAACAUCAAGCACCUUUUAGAGACAAUUACGUUAAGGUGCACUGGGAAAACAUUAAAAAAGAGACCUUAAAAGACUACACUAUUAAUCAUGGCUACAGGGACUUUGGACUUGAAUAUGAUUACAAAAGCAUCAUGCACUACGAUAGCCAUGCAUUGGGAGAAAUGCCCAGUGGAAAAUGGGCAUUCGUGACUACCAUGACUGCACGUGACCCUUCCAUUACACUUGUCAGAAACGAGAAGCUGAGCUACCGAGACAAAAUCAAACUGGAACUAAUGUAUUGCCCGACACACACGCAAGUAGUCUAUCCUGGAUACAUUCUUAGAUACAACGGCGUAAAGCUUAGAAAACCGAAGGAAACUAAUAUGAUUUAUGCAUAAUAGGUGUGUAUUGCGAUAACACGAGAAUAGUUAUUUGUGCAACUAGUGAGAAAAGUGAUCUGUUGAGUCACUCGAGUGAGGAAUGGUUUCUCGAGUGAGGAAAUUGCACUUUGCACUCGAGUUGCACAUUAUAUUUUUCCUACAGAUACCAUAAAACUAAUAAAUUGGUAAAGAAACGUAACAUAUUUUUACUCAGAAAUUAACUUUUAAUAUGAAAUUUAAUAAUACAACAGUACAACAGCUGAUCAGCUGAUUUACAGCCAGUGCAGCCAACGUAUUUCGCGCGCAUAGCCUAAUAACUUGUCUGCAUAUUACGCUCUCACUAUUUCAUGCCUUCACGUUGCAAAUCUGAAAUGAGACAAAGUAAUCAGAGUGAGACAAUGUUAACAUUGUCUCACUGAUGAGCGAAUUGGCCACUUUGCUUUCUCAAAUCAGUGAGAGAACGUGUACAUUGUUAGGUAACUGUAGGAAAAAUAAUAAAAGCGGAAGGGAAUCAGUGUUUGGUUUUGUGAAAUAUUCAUACCUGAUGAUGCAAUUUCCUUAUUGUUGUGGCUUGUCUCUAAAAGGGUAAGAUAAAUAUAU